GGUAUGGUUGAAAACUCGCAGUCCAUCGCGCUGAGCAGAAGAGGAGCAGCACAACUAAAUGUGACUUAUCUGAGCAUCAUCACGUCUGCGCCUCCGGGAGACAAAGACGAGAGAAACUCUGUAGGAGAACACAGCGCGAUCAGAGCCUCCCGGAGUUACAUUAUAUCAAUGUACAUGUCUACAACAUCUCUCGCGACGUGUCGACUGUUUGCUUGCCUCUAAUGUGUCCAACCAACUGAGACGAGGGGGAUUUAUUCCUUCUUUUGUUCUUUGCUUUCCAUUGACUCUUAAUAAAAAAAACAGCCACAAACGAAUAAAUACGAGUCACUAUGGUUUUGUUAACAUUGCAUAAUAGAAGAGGGUUGAAUUGCUUGUGCGCGCAGUUCUUUCUGUGGAUUUUAUGUGCGGUGGACGGAGAGGAACAGCAUUUCAGUGUGGAGGCUUGGCUGCAGAGGUAUGGCUACCUCCCUCCCACAGACCCCAGAAUGUCCGUCCUGAGGUCCACUCAGACCAUGCAGUCCGCUAUUGCUGCCAUGCAGCGUCUCUACGGCCUUAACAUUACCGGUGCACUGGAUAAAAACACCAUUGAUGAUAACACCUUAAGCUGGAUGAAGAAGCCUCGGUGUGGUGUGCCAGACCAGUUCGGGGGUGCCUCAAAAUUUAGCGUCCGAAAAAGACGUUACGCCCUCACGGGUCAGAAAUGGCAACAUAAACAUAUCACAUACAGCAUAAAAAACGUCACGCCUAAGGUGGGCGCGGAGGAGACACACAAUGCCAUUCGCCGUGCGUUUGAUGUGUGGCAGAACGUCACGCCGCUGCGAUUCGAGGCAGUCCCCUAUAGCGACCUGGAGCGCAACAAGAAAGACGUGGACAUUACUAUCAUUUUCGCCUCAGGUUUCCAUGGCGACAGCUCUCCCUUCGAUGGAGAAGGGGGUUUCCUUGCACAUGCCUACUUUCCCGGUCCGGGAAUUGGAGGAGACACACACUUUGAUUCAGAUGAGCCCUGGACUCUAGGGAACCCGAACCAUGAUGGGAACGACCUCUUCCUGGUGGCGGUGCACGAGCUGGGUCACGCGUUAGGCCUGGAGCACUCCAACGACCCCACGGCCAUCAUGGCCCCUUUCUAUCAGUACAUGGACACAGAGAACUUCAGACUGCCACAUGACGACUUGCAGGGCAUCCAGAAGAUUUACGGACCUCCAGAUAAACCUCAUCAGCCUACGAGACCUCUUCCGACAGUCCUGGCUGCCCGCUCGCACCCACCAGUAGAUCCACGCAAAAAUGACAGGCAGACGCGUCCUCCGCGAAUACCGACUGGCGACAAACCACUGCACCCAAACGUUAAGCCAGACAUCUGUGAUGGUGGCUUCAAUACUCUAGCCAUCCUCAGGAGGGAGAUGUUUGUGUUUAAGGACCAUUGGUUUUGGAGGGUCAGAGAUAACGCUGUGAUGCCGGGUUACCCCAUGCUCAUCAAUGUCUUCUGGAGGGGUUUACCGCCCAAAAUUGAUGCCGUCUAUGAGAACAGCGAGGGCAGAUUUGUUUUCUUCAAAGGGAAGCAGUUCUGGGUUUUCAAGGACACAAUGCUACAGCCUGGCUACCCCCAGGAUAUCUCAAUGUUUGGAAACGGCAUGCCAGCGCAGAGCAUAGAGACGGCCGUCUGGUGGGAGGACGUGGCCAAGACCUACUUCUUCAAAGGAGAUAGGUAUUGGAGAUAUAAUGAAGACAUGAGAACGAUGGAUCCUGGCUAUCCCAAGUCUAUCACAGUGUGGAAGGGAGUUCCAGAUUCUCCGCAGGGAGCAUUUGUGGAUAAAGCCAAUGGUUUUACGUACUUCUACAAGGGUAAAGAGUACUGGAAAUUUAACAACCACAGGCUACGGGUCGAGCCUGGCUACCCUCGAUCCAUCCUGAAGGACUUCAUGGGAUGUGACCUCAUGCCCAUCGAUCCUGACCGCCAACCGACGGAAGACGUGGACAUUGUGAUCAAACUUGACAACGAAACUAGCACGGUCAAAGCCAUCGCAAUCGUCAUUCCCUGCAUCCUGGCGCUCUGCUUGCUGGUGUUGAUAUACACCGUCUUUCAGUUCAAGAGAAAGGGUACACCUCGACACUUACUCUACUGCAAACGCUCCAUGCAGGAAUGGGUGUGAGCCAGAGCCAACCAGGUCUGCAUUCCCCACCCUAGCCACAAGAUACGGUGGUGUAAGCACCCUAAACUUGCGGAUUUUGGCUCUUGACCUGCGUCUCGCUUAAGGAGAACAGUUAGGGGCUUUGCUUUGAUUCCCCCUUCCAGGAGGUGAUGGAUUUAUUCCCACAAAUCUCCCCACUCUUCGCCCAUUGGCCCGGUUGCACCUGUUGUAGGACUCGCGGGAGGCUUGCAGAUUGUACUUGGUGCAUUGCGACAUCCAGUGCCACUUCAGGUCUUCACUUUCGACGUGGAAAUUGAUGAUUGCUAUAACUAUAGGUUUUGCAAAUGCACCCUCAAAAUGGAAAAAAACACAAUAACAUUGUCGCAGGAGCCAAGUUCAAGGUUUACCACCUUUGAGUAUUUUUGCUUGGCUCCUAUAAUUUAUUUCCAAACAGAAAUAUUUACAAUUCCCUUUAAAUCACUCCCAAACCAAAUAAAGACUCCAAAGAGGAUCUUAUUAUCUUUUUACGAUCAUAAUUGUCUUGGUUUUUUUUUCAAAUCUAUUUCUUUUCUAUACAUUUUUUUUCUCCCUGCAUGAAAUAUUUUGCAUUGUAUGCAGUGGGGAAUUCUUGACUGUUGUGGCAGUCUGUCUCAAAAACAGGGGCCAAAAUAUUCUGCAAUAUUUUUACAGCCUUAAUUAUGAAUUGUGUUUGCUUUUGUUUUUCACCAUUCUUAUUUUAUUCUAUUUUAAAUUUUGAGUACUCCUUCAUUUUGUUUGUCUGAAAGGCAGUGCAAUAUUGCUUUGCUCCCUUUGUUUUGAGAUCAGAGGCCGUGGUUAACCUCAUUUUGCCAGGGGCCGACCCAACUACUGCAGUAACAGCAGCACUCCUUCACCUUGGCCUAACACGAUGCAUAUCAAUCAAAACAGAGGGAAGGCCAAGCAACUGCAAUGACAACUAUUUCUGCCAGUAGAAUUGCAACUGCAACGGAAAUGCUUGAAUCGUUAUCAUGCUGAAUGCUCACACGUUUUGUCGUGUUUACACGGACAGAGAUUUGAAAGUUUAUUUCUUCCCUUUCUGAAAGGUUGCUGUUCAAGUCAGAGCACGUCCUCUCCUUUGGACUGCCUUGUUUAUCGGUCUAGAUCCUAGAAACUAUGCUCAACAGGAACCAGAACCCAGUACCACAAGAGCAACUCAGGACAGUGCUUGAUUCAAAGUGUAUGCAAGCCUUCCUCAUCCAGUCCUGUGUCUUUACUAUCAAUCGAGAAGAAAAUCAAGGAUAUAUCAUAUAAUGUCUCACCAUUGCUUGCAAUUGGAAGUGUCUGCAACAGGAUUGGACAGUUUUUUUUGGGAGUGUUUUUUUUUUUGGUAAACAGAGUCAGAACUCUUGGGUUCAUGCCUUGCAGACUCUAGAUCAGUCCUUUGCAUUGGAAGGACCUUUGAACAUACAGCUAUUUGCUUAAAUUAACAUUUCUUUGUUUGUUUUCUCUUUUUUGUACAGUACAAUUAAACAAAUUAAGAUUAAAGUGGUACUUAAAAGCGCUGAGCUGUCAUCCAACAAGUUUCCUUUCUACCUGACAAAAGCAGAAAAAUGAGAAAAUGUAUGCCAAUACACUCCAGUCCAAAGGAAACAAUGUGAUUCUGGCAAGCAGUGUUUGAAUGUUUGUCUGUAUUGAUGGCAAUUAUUAUUAUUUUUUUUUUUUUCAGUUUUUCAUUGAAAAAAGAAAAAAUGGGACAUCUUCAAAUUCAUGUACGUCAUGACUUGGUUUGGGACAAAUUGUUCUGACAGACUUAAUAAAUUAAUCAGUAUAUGAUUAAAAUGCCUUUUACUGCUUUGUUAACAUUUCACAUAAAAGAUUAAUGUAAGCCUGGGUAAAUGUAGGCAUUCUUCCUUCUCUACUCUUACAAAAUAUUACCAUGGUAUUACCAUUGCUUUUUGGACAUGUACUAUGGUAAUACCAUGGUUUUCUUGUAGUACUUUGUUAAUACCAUGGUACAUAUCAAAUUACUAUGGUAUUACCACCUGAUACCAUCAAUGUACAAUGGAACCACCACAGUACUUUUUCUUUUAAAGGGUCUUUAGGCUUUCUAUUCAACAUCCUUUCUAUUUCCUCUCAAUCUUACUUCUAAUAUUUGUCAUUGUGUGUGUGAUGGUGAGUAUGCAUAUAUGCAUGAGUGGUGCUUAAAAUAUCACAGAGUAUCAGCCUAUCAAACUAAGUCAACUAUGAAUAUUUAAAAGGAAACUGCUCUGUAAUACUGAGUAGGAUCAAACCUGGAUAGAGCUGAAUAUUUUAAAGUUGGUAUUUAUCCUCUGGUUAUAUUUACCUAGUAUGAUAAGAAUCAGAGCAUAAAAUAUGAGACUGGGCAGAGGCACUUAGAACGUACCAAGUUUAAAAGGUAAACAGAGACUGACCAGGCCGUGUGGAUUCUGAUUGGCUCUUGAAAUGCUGGCAUGGCGGAUGAGGUCAGCCCGGGCAUCCAUCUAUGAUCCAAUUCAUCAAUGGUCCAAUUCAUAACAAAUCUAGCUCAACAGAAUCACUUUAGUCGCAUUUACUGCAAGCAUAAUGUAUGAGAUGCGAACAUUGCUGUUUUUUCAAAUGUCUGUGACUCUUAACUGACCAGCAAUGUUGAUAAUCAUUUAAAAAGUCUCAAAGGGAUAGUUCACUCAAAACAUUUUUUUUCUUUUUUACUCACACUCAUGCCAUCCCAGAUGUGUAUGACUUUCUUUGAUCUGCAGAACACAAAUUAAGAUUUUUAGAAGAAUAUCUCAGCUAUGUAGGUCCAUACAAUGCAAGUGAAUAUGUUCAAAACUCAAAAGCACAUAAAGGCUUCAUAAAAGUAAUCCACACAAAUCAGGUGUGAGGGUGAGGAACAGAUUAGUAUUUUAGUCCUUUUUUGCUGUAAAUCUACACUUUCACCAUCACAUUCAGCCACCUACUGGUUGGGGCUGGUCAAAGGUUGAGAUUUAUAGUAAAAAAGGACUUAAAUACCCACACCAAUCAUAUUGCUUCAGAAGACAUGGAUUUAACCACUGGAGUCAUAUUGUUUACUUUUAUGCUGCCUUUAUGUCUUUUUGGACCUUCUGAUUGUGGUCACCAUUCACUUGCAUAGUGAGGACCAACAGAGCUGAGAUGUUCUUCUAAAAAUCGAAAGUAAUGUUCAUCUAAAAGGCAUGCUGGUGAGAUGAGAGAAUUUUCAUUUUUGGCCGAACAAUCCCUUCAAUUGUGUGAAAAAGAGAGAAAAAUUAACUAAGUAUGAAAUGAAUAAAGCCUGUGUGUGUGUGUGCUCAGUAGCUAAAAGUGACUCCCGUCUCUAUUUGUGAGAGAUAUCUGUCUAGCUGACAGAACUUGUGGUGCUAACUGGACCUACACUGGUGAGAUUCGUUCUGUUUUCAUUUGGUGCUAUUAUUGUUUUAGACAUGGAUUUAUGCUUAUGAUGAUGGUUCGUACAGGAACAAUGUAUUUGCAUUCAUGUAACACUAGUCGUCAAGGUGUGUGAUGUCAUAAAUUGUAUUUCUCAUAUGUUCGGUGAAGGCCUAAAGGUGCAGUCAGACUAGGAUUCGAGCACGCUAAAUUACUUCAGAAUCUGCAACAACGGAUAUGAUGUUACACUCGAUGGAUUCUGUUUUUAACUAGAAAUAAAUCAUAAAUAAUAAUAAUAUUUCAUUAAAAAAAUAAAAUAGUAAACUCUCCACUCGUACUGGUAAUCGGCACAUUAUUUUCAUAAAGUUGCACAUUUUCAUAAAGUUUGCCUCAUUGCCAAUGGCCUCUGCUGCUAAAAGUCACCCAGAAUCACCAACUCGCACUGGAAAUGAAUGAUGUCCAGUUUCUUCAUCGCUGCAAAUCGUUUUCAGUGUGCACGCACCUUUAUGCUUUCUGGUUAUAGGUCGAGUAUAAAAGUUGGUGCCGUACAUCGGCUUAAUGUUGGUGCUAGAACCUGAUUCAUGUUUACAGUUACUAGAAUUAAAGACACUGAGGACGUGGUUUUGCUGUUUGCUUUGCAACAUAUUUUCUGAACUAACCAUCUGGAUUCCAUGAACUCACAGCCUUAGCAUGUGUGCUAAUCAGAUUCACCCUCAUUUUCACUUUCACUCUAUAAUUUUCCUGUUUAUCGUCUUGCCAUCAUGAUUACGUUUAAAGCAAUGUCCAAUUCUAAAUGAAGGACACACAUGGAAAGUCUGCAGAACAUGUUUAAAGUCUUUUUCAUUCUGUCUGUAUUCCUGUAUUUGUGAUGCAUCUGUUGAUGAUCCAUUUAAUUGAUCAAUAAACACAUUUGAACAUAUUUCCCCUGAGCAUAUCUGUGUUCAUCUACCUGUGCCAUCUUCAUUUUUAUCAUAUUGAAUCUUUGGAUCACUGCUACUGCCAAACAUCUCUCACUCUUGUUGUAUUUCAGACAUUAAGAACAUUGUAUUCAGCUAUAGCCUUAAGCAUGUGGCAAGUGUUUCUGCAGACUGUAUUUAUCAGAAUCUGAAGCGAAAAUAUGUUAUAAUUCAAAAAAUAUUUGAAACCAUUUCGCAAUUUUUUUGUUACACUUCCCAGUGGCACGUGCUUAAAGGACAUGUACAGGUAUUUUGUUUUGUUUUCUGCCACACUCUAGAAAAAGUUAGGAUACCUGAAUAAAAUGUUCGACAUCCAAAGUUGACUUAACACCUAAAAAUAAUAAAUAAUAAUAAUAAACAUUUCAGUUUCGCAAUUGGUGUAUACUAGCUGUUAAUUACAUUUUAUUGGCCAUUUUUGGCCAAAAAUCAGGACUUGGUGUGAGUAUGUUCCUCAAUAAUUUGUCAGAUCUGUG
Molecule: messenger RNA, 6915 nt
Organism: Xyrauchen texanus (razorback sucker)
Lineage: Eukaryota; Metazoa; Chordata; Actinopteri; Cypriniformes; Catostomidae
Product: matrix metalloproteinase-16-like
Exons: 11
Coding region: 330-2147 (605 amino acids)
Biological process (GO): skeletal system development; extracellular matrix organization; collagen catabolic process
Cellular component (GO): extracellular matrix
Molecular function (GO): zinc ion binding; metalloendopeptidase activity
Source: RefSeq, a predicted model, not a curated record